AACAGAAAUCAACAGCUAGUCGAUUUUCAUCAUCGAAAAACUCCUAAUUUCCCCGAGUGUUCCCACCCAACUUCUCAUGACAAGCUUGGUGUGCAACUUGACACCUCUCGCUUAAGUGGAUCCCCCACACAGUGCGAAACAUUGCGAUAGUUAUUACAUGUAUUCGUGAGAAAAAUGACCUUGAAAAUCGCAUUUUUCACACUAAUAUUGCUUGUUUCUAUCGAAAGAGUGUAUUCCAGCGACGAGGAGUACCGUCUGCUAAAGGAUUUGCGUGAGGGGUAUGACCCAGUAGAACGGCCUGUUGCGGAUCACCGCAAGCCUGUAAAUGUGAAACUUCGCCUGAUCCUCCAACAACUGGUAGACGUCGACGAAAGAAAUCAAGUGAUCACCCUAGUUGUCUGGAAUCAAUACACGUGGAAUGACUACAAACUACGAUGGUCUCCUGAGGAGUACGGUAAUAUUACUACGUUGCAAAUUCCCCAUGGUACACUAUGGAAACCCGAUAUUCUGUUAUUCAACAGUGCGAAUGAGCAUUUUGAUGCAAGCUUCCCUGUGCAUAUGGUAGUGUCGAGUAAUGGAGAUGUGCUCUUUGCACCGCCCGGGAUUGUGUCAUUCUCGUGCUCACUUUCCAUGACAUGGUUCCCGUAUGAUCAACAAGUUUGCUAUUUGAAGUUCGGCUCCUGGACGUACGGAAAAAAGCUCGACCUCCAAAUCGACGACUCUGACCUUCCGGACGGACACAAAAUGGAUCUACAGUACUACAUCCCGAAUGGCGAGUUUGACUUGCUCGCCACGCCCGCAUUCCGAAAAUCCACGACUUUUCUCGACGAGACCUACGUUGAAUUGUACUUUCACAUGCAUUUGAAACGGAGAACAAUGUAUUAUGGAUUGAAUUGGAUUGUCCCAUCGAUUUUGAUCUCGUUGAGCAACAUUUUGGGAUUUACGAUGCCACCAGAGUGCGGAGAAAAGAUUACACUACAAAUCACAAACUUCCUAUCCGUGAUGGUAUUCCUCGCUAUGGUGUCCGAAGUGGCUCCGCCCACUUCUGAGUCAAUUCCCAUAAUCGCCGCGUUUUUCUCCUUAUCUAUUGUAAUUCUGGGGCUCUCGAUUUGCGCAAGUCUCAUCAUCGUCAACAUUUUCUUCCGGCACCCAAAGACUCAUCGGAUGGGCGACUGGACCCGCUACGUGUUCCUUGAAUGGCUUCCAUGGUUCCUGUUGAUGAGCCGCCCGGAGCACACAUUCUGCAGACCGCGGCGAGAAGAGGAGAAGAACGAUGAAGAAGCUGGGGGUGAUGGCACGAAGUUGCUUGAAAACCAGCAACAUCAGCCACGCCCACGACUUUUGGUGAAUAGUCAGUUGGUGAUGGACUCGACGGUACCCUACUUGGAAGAAAUUAUCGGCUACUUGAAGGUUUUUAAGGCAAAACUCGAUGACGACGAGGAGGAGGAAGAAGAGAUCCUGAACUGGAGAUUCAUGGCAAUGGUGAUCGAUCGGCUUUCUCUGUUCCUCUUCACUGGUCUUAUAUUCGGCACCACAGCACUUAUUUUCGCAUUCUGCCCGAAUUUGUUCACGGAUAGUCCGAUUGUUGAUAUUGAAUAAACAGAAUACA
Molecule: messenger RNA, 1609 nt
Organism: Caenorhabditis elegans
Lineage: Eukaryota; Metazoa; Nematoda; Chromadorea; Rhabditida; Rhabditidae
Gene: eat-2
Product: Neuronal acetylcholine receptor subunit eat-2
Exons: 6
Coding region: 175-1599 (474 amino acids)
Biological process (GO): regulation of postsynaptic membrane potential; excitatory postsynaptic potential; chemical synaptic transmission
Cellular component (GO): plasma membrane; postsynaptic membrane; membrane
Molecular function (GO): monoatomic ion channel activity; extracellular ligand-gated monoatomic ion channel activity; acetylcholine-gated monoatomic cation-selective channel activity
Source: RefSeq, marked reviewed